This is a messenger RNA of Peromyscus maniculatus bairdii (prairie deer mouse), 2169 nucleotides long. It is a transcript of the gene Bmp5, whose product is annotated as bone morphogenetic protein 5. The record is from RefSeq and is a predicted model, not a curated record. Gene Ontology annotation, cellular component: extracellular region. NCBI's taxonomy places the organism in Eukaryota, Metazoa, Chordata, Mammalia, Rodentia, Cricetidae. Gene Ontology annotation, molecular function: cytokine activity; growth factor activity.
UUUCUCCUUAGAUCUCUCUUGAAGAGGGCUGGUAUAUUUGUGCCUGCUGGAGGUGGAAUUAACUGUAAGAAGGAGAAAAGAUUGAAUGGAUUUACAGGAAGGAUUUCAAGUAAACUCAGGGAAACACAUUUACUUGAACAGUAUAACCUUGGGUCUUGUUUUACACUGAGACCAUACAAGAGAUGUUCAAGUUAUCACUAGGCUGCCGGACAAAUAUAAUUCUAACAGCAAGGUGCAGAUCAGCGUAGAUCUGUGAUUCUGACCUCAGGAUUUGUCUUGGAAAGAGUUCAAGCAGUGAGAAGAAGUCAGAGCCAGUGAAGAGAACUUGGGAGCUACAGUUUAUCAGAAGACCAGCUUUCGUCAGUUCAAAUACCAAAGGCCUGAUUAUCAUAAAUUCACAUAGGAAUGCAUAGGUUAUUUGAUCAAAUAAUUUUAGCCAGCUUUUGCUACAUCAAUACUGCAAGAGUUCUUAACAACUGUGGAUAAUUUGAAAUCUGAAUUUCAGCUUUCUUAGAAAUAACUACUCUUGACGUAUUUUAAAAUAUUUAAAACAGGAGAAGAAAAUGGAGUGAGGCUGAUGUGUUCAGAAAUAUCACUGUCAUGAAGAAUAGGUAAAUUUGUUUUUACAACUUUACAGCUACUGGAAGAGCGUACCUCCAAGGAACCUGGAUCAUUUCUAUUUUCAAGUGGACAAGAAGGAUUAAAAAUACCGACUUUUGCUUUUUUGUACAAAAAUGCGUUGGACUGUAUUUUUACUUAGGGGUAUUGUGGGCUUCCUCUGGAGCGUCUGGGUUCAAGUGGGUUGUGCAAAAGGAGGUUUGGGAGACAAUCAUGUUCACUCCAGUUUUAUUUAUAGAAGACUGCGGAACCAUGAAAGACGGGAAAUACAGAGGGAAAUUCUCUCUAUUUUGGGUUUGCCUCACAGACCCAGGCCGUUCUCACCUGGAAAACAGGCAUCUUCUGCACCCCUCUUUAUGCUGGAUCUGUACAAUGCCAUGGCCAGCGAGGAGAAUCCUGAAGAGUCGGAAUACUUGGUGAGGGUAUCCCUGGCAGGAGAGGCCAAGGAGGCAAGAAAGGGGUACCCAGCCUCUCCCAAUGGGUAUGCUCACCGUGUGCAGUUAUCUCCAAGGAUUCCUCUCACUACCCAGAGCCCCCCUCUCGCCAGCCUACACGAUACCAACUUUCUGAACGAUGCUGACAUGGUCAUGAGCUUUGUCAAUUUAGUUGAAAGAGACAAGGACUUUUCUCAUCAGAGAAGGCAUUACAAAGAAUUUCGGUUUGAUCUGACCCAGAUUCCACACGGAGAAGCAGUGACAGCGGCUGAAUUCCGGAUAUAUAAGGACAAGAGUCACCAUCGAUUUGAAAAUGAAACAAUUAAGAUUAGCAUCUAUCAGAUCAUCAAGGAAUACACAAAUAGGGAUGCGGAUCUUUUCCUGUUGGACACGAGGAAGACGCAAGCUUUGGAUGUGGGUUGGCUUGUCUUUGAUAUCACUGUGACCAGCAACCAUUGGGUGAUUAACCCACAGAAUAAUUUGGGUUUACAGCUCUGUGCAGAGACUGGGGAUGGACGCAGCAUUAAUGUAAAAUCUGCUGGUCUUGUGGGAAGACAUGGACCUCAGUCAAAACAGCCGUUCAUGGUGGCCUUCUUCAAGGCAAGUGAGGUACUUCUUCGAUCUGUGAGAGCAGCCAGCAAACGGAAAAAUCAAAACCGCAAUAAAUCCAGCUCUCAACAGGACCCGUCCAGGAUGCCCAGUGCUGGAGAUUAUAAUACCAGUGAACAAAAACAAGCCUGCAAGAAGCAUGAACUCUAUGUGAGUUUCCGGGAUCUGGGAUGGCAGGAUUGGAUUAUAGCACCAGAAGGGUAUGCUGCGUUUUAUUGUGAUGGAGAAUGUUCUUUUCCACUUAAUGCUCAUAUGAAUGCCACCAACCAUGCCAUAGUCCAGACUCUGGUACACCUGAUGUUCCCUGACCACGUUCCCAAGCCUUGUUGUGCUCCAACCAAACUAAAUGCCAUCUCUGUUCUGUACUUUGAUGAUAGCUCCAAUGUCAUUUUGAAGAAAUACAGGAACAUGGUAGUACGUUCGUGUGGCUGCCACUAGAACUAAUAGUGGUAAUAACAAAACUGUAUUGUUUUCAUGACUGCAAUUAAAAAAAAAGGAGAUAAAUGGG